CGGGUGCACCACGCCGCCCGCCCCGCCGCGGAGCGCACCAUGACGCUUCCCCGGGCCCGGGCCGGUGCCUGGGCGGCAGCGGCCAAGGUGGCCCAGAGGCGCCGCCGCGUGGAGGGCGCGGGAAGAUCGCCGAGUCCUGUGACCCGGGGCCAGCGCGCGGCGCUUUACGUCCACUGGCCCUACUGCGAGAAGCGCUGCAGUUACUGCAACUUCAAUAAGUACAUCCCCCGCGGCGUGGACGAGGCUGCGAUGCGGAGCUGCCUGGUGACUGAGGCUCAGACACUGCUGCGGCUCAGCGGGGUGCAGCGGGUGGAGUCUGUGUUCUUUGGUGGAGGCACCCCGAGUCUGGCCAGUCCCCACACUGUGGCUGCUGUCCUGGAGGCAGUGGCCCAGACAGCUCACCUGCCCGCGGACUCCGAAGUCACAUUGGAGGUCAACCCCACUUCCGCCCCAGCCUCUAGGCUGGCAGCGUUUGGGGCAGCAGGAGUCAAUAGGCUGUCCAUUGGCCUCCAGUCCCUGGAUGACACUGAGCUCCAGCUGCUGGGGCGGACACACUCGGCCAGCGACGCUCUGCGGACACUGGCAGAGGCCCGGUGCCUGUUCCCCGGGCGCGUGUCCGUGGACCUGAUGCUGGGGCUGCCGGCACAGCAGGUGAGACCCUGGCUCGGGCAGCUGGAGGAGCUGCUGCGCCUCUGUGACGACCACGUCUCCCUCUACCAGCUGUCCCUGGAGCGGGGCACUGCCCUCUUCGCCCAGGUGCAGCGGGGUGCCCUUCCCGCCCCGGACCCCGAGCUGGCUGCCGAGAUGUACCAGGAGGGACGGGCGGUCCUUCGGGAGGCUGGCUUCCGCCAGUACGAGGUCUCCAACUUUGCUCGGAAUGGGGCGCUGAGCACCCACAAUUGGACUUACUGGCAGUGUGGCCAGUACAUUGGCGUUGGGCCUGGGGCCCAUGGGCGAUUUGUGCCCCAGGGGGCCGGCGGCCUUGCUCGGGAGGCUCGGAUCCAGACCCUGGAGCCUGACAACUGGAUGAAGGAGGUGAAGCUGUUCGGUCACGGCACCCGGAAGCGCUUCUCCCUGGGCGAGCUGGAGCUGCUGGAGGAAGUUUUGGCGAUGGGGCUACGCACAGACGUAGGGGUCACUCACCAGCACUGGCAGCAGUUUGAGCCCCAGCUGACCCUGGGGGACGUGUUUGGAGCAAGCGAGGCGGUGAACGCGCUGCUGGAGCAGGGCCUGUUGCUGCUGGAUCGCAGGGGUCUUCGGUGCUCCUGGGAAGGUCUGGCUGUGCUGGACUCUCUGUUGCUGACCCUUCUACCUCGGCUCCAAGAGGCGUGGCAGCAGAAAACCCCCUCCCCUGUGCCAGGAGGGUGACGGAUGUCCCUGCAUUCCAGGACAGUGUCCCAGGUGGGCUUGGGGCUGGACUGACACUGCGGACAUCUCAGCUCUCAUCAUGGCCCAGCCCUGGCAUCCCCAGGGGACCGCCUACAGUGAGGGGGAUGGGAGGACCACUGUCGGAGGUCUGGGAACUGGCAUCGAGUGUGCCCACCGCUGCCAGGGCAGGGGUUGUGGUGUCGGCCAGUGCCUCUCACUGGUGGCCUCUAAAGCAACACCUGGCUGGCAAGAGCUGCUGAGGGAUCCGGCUCUCAGGCUUCCAGCCCCUACCAUACAGGACGGGACCUAGAAGGGGCUGAGCGAUGCUGGCCGACCCCUGUGUGCAUCCAGCACAGGCCUGCCUGCUGGACUCAGAACAGUGGGCAAGAUCAGAGCAAGCCCUGCCCCUUCUCUUUUGGCAACCAGGGUAUGUUUGGGGUGUCAGGAGCCUC
Eptesicus fuscus (big brown bat) is the source of this 1820-nucleotide messenger RNA. RefSeq names its product radical S-adenosyl methionine domain containing 1 (gene RSAD1). NCBI's taxonomy places the organism in Eukaryota, Metazoa, Chordata, Mammalia, Chiroptera, Vespertilionidae. Gene Ontology annotation, cellular component: cytoplasm. Gene Ontology annotation, molecular function: coproporphyrinogen oxidase activity; 4 iron, 4 sulfur cluster binding. The transcript is spliced from 9 exons. Bases 40 to 1368 code for a protein of 442 amino acids. Gene Ontology annotation, biological process: porphyrin-containing compound biosynthetic process. The record is from RefSeq and is a predicted model, not a curated record.